Molecule: messenger RNA, 583 nt
Organism: Meloidogyne enterolobii
Lineage: Eukaryota; Metazoa; Nematoda; Chromadorea; Rhabditida; Meloidogynidae
Source: the annotation of a GenBank genome assembly
AAAAAUGCACCCUCUUCUUGAAAAUGCUAAUAGUAUUGGUAAUGCAAUGACUUCAACUGAUCAAUCAAGCACUGAUUUGCUCGACUUCCUUUUUGGAGGUUAUGAUAAAAGAAUUCGCCCCUUCUCGGAUCAACAACGCCCUGUAAUUAUUGAAAUGACUAUUGUGUUGGCAAUACUUACAGAAUUGAAAUGGAAGGAUCCUCGUCUUAUUUGGGAUCCGAAAUUGUUUUCUGGCCUAAAACAAAUUGUAGUACCCCACUCAACUGUAUGGCUACCUAAAAUGUUUAUUUACAAUUCUAUGGACAACAAGGAAAUGCUUACAGAAAAUCGUUUUGAUAUCAGAAUUAGUAGUGAUGGGCAUAUAAAGGCUAAUAUUCCUCAUUAUUUAUUCCCAUUUGACACACAAUUCUGUGCCAUAGCACAAGCAUCACCAUUGCUUAGCAUACAAGAAAUGGAUGUUAAUACAACAAAGCCUCCAAAAGACUCCUAUUUUUCUGGUAAUGCAGAAUGGGAAUUAUUAAAUGUUACUGUGAGAGCAACAAAAUUUAUGGAGGACGGAGAAGAACGUGUUGAAGUAUGUUAA